CACGCACACGCACUCCGGCUCUGCUGCUGCACGCGUGCAGCCUGGAAAGCGACCAAACUGCACACUUCAACUCCAACAACCUGGACUUUCUAUCUGACUGUUUUAUAUUCUUUGUGCGCCGCUUUCAAGGCAGAUUAGCUGGAGUUAAUCUGAACCGUUUCCAGUGAGACUGCACGUUAAGCCUCCGGAGAGGACAUGCCGGGGUUUGUGGUUUUGUUGGCCGUGUUUGCACUCCUCUCAGCCGGGUUAAGGAGUUCUGUGGCCGCGGUGGAGAUGCAGAGCUCCGCCGUGCCAGCGGCGGAGAGGACAGCGGCGGCUGCGGGGAACAGCUCCGCGGUGGCCCGAGUGGAGAGCACCGGAGACGGGGACAGAGGAGCGGAGUGGGCCGGCUGCCCUGGCCGCUGUCGGUGCGAUGUGGACGGGCUGCUGCACCGGGUGGACUGCUCGGACCUGGGGCUCCGGGAGAUGCCGAGCAACCUGAGCGUCUUCACAUCUUUCCUUGAUCUCAGUAUGAAUAAUCUGACUGUGUUGUCCGGUGGAGCUCUGUCCAACCUGCACUUCCUAGAGGAGCUGCGGCUGGCGGGAAACGAUCUGUCAUUCAUCCCCAGAGGAGUGUUCACCGGCCUCUACAACCUCAAAGUGCUGAUGCUUCAGAACAACCAGCUGAAGUCUGUUCCUGCAGAGGCCUUAAACAACCUGCACAACCUGCAAUCACUACGUCUGGAUGCAAAUCACAUCUCCAGCAUUCCCAUUGGCUGUUUCUCCGGCCUACGCUCGCUCCGUCACCUGUGGUUGGAUGAUAACUCUCUGACGGAAGUGCCGGUGGAGGCUCUGGGCGAGCUGCCCGCCCUGCAGGCCAUGACGCUCGCCCUCAACCACAUCAGUCAUGUCCCAGAUCACGCCUUCAGCAAGCUGGGCCGCCUGGUGGUGCUGCAUCUCAACAACAAUAGGAUCGUUUCAAUGGGAACGAACUGCUUCCACGGACUCCACAGUUUGGAGACGCUGGAUUUGAACUACAACAGUUUGGUCGAGUUUCCAACAGCCAUCCGUUCACUCAGUCACCUCAAAGAGCUUGGUUUUCAUAGUAACAACAUCCAGUCGAUCCCGGAGCACGCCUUCACUGGGAACCCCGCACUGACCACCAUAUUUUUCUACGACAACCCGAUCCAGUCUGUUGGACGUUCUGCCUUUCAGAACCUACCAGAGCUACGCACACUCUCUCUGAAUGGAGCAGCAGAUCUCACCGAGUUUCCAGAUUUGACGGGAACCAAGAGCCUGGAAAGCCUGACUAUCACAGGAGCUCAGAUCACCUCUCUGCCCAGUUCAGUGUGUGAGCAGCUUCCAAACCUUCAGCUGCUGGAUCUCUCCUAUAAUCAGAUCCAGACUCUUCCCAGCUUCUCCGGCUGUGAGAGCGUUCAGAAGAUUGAGCUGCACCAUAACGAGAUAGAAGAACUGGAGGAGAACAUCUUUCACGGUCUGAUGUCACUACGCUCUCUUGACUUAUCGUGGAACAGGUUGUCAUCAGUGAAGCCAAACUCUUUCUCUGCUCUGCCUGCUCUGACCAAACUUGACCUGUCGUCCAAUCAGCUGUCGUCUCUGCCUCGGAUUGGUCUGCAGAGUUUAACUCACCUGCGAUUGGCUGGAAACACACAGCUGAUGGAGUUAAUACCCCAAGAGGACCUGCCCAGAGUCAGGGUGAUGGAGCUUCCUUAUGCUUUCCAGUGCUGUGCCUUCGUCUCCUGUGACAGGAGAGGAGGAGGAGGAGGAAGAGGAGGAGGAGGGUUAUCCUGGGAGAGAGAGGAGGCAGUAGACUCUCAUGGGAAAGAAACAUCUGUCCUCUCCAGCCAAGUCGAUCCGGACUGGAAUGAUUUUCUGGUGGACUUUGAAGAUGAGCCCAAACUUCAGCACUCUGUCCACUGCAGCCCAGCACCAGGCCCGUUCCGCCCCUGCCUCCAUCUGCUCGGCAGCUGGUUGAUCCGUGGAGGGGUGUGGCUCAUCGCAGCGCUGUCAUUGGUCAGCAACAGCCUGGUCGUCCUGUCUGUCUUCUUUUCCCCCGCCAGCUCAGUGACACCACCCAAGCUGCUGAUUGGUCUACUUGCCCUGGUGAACGGCCUGAUGGGAGUGUGGAGCGGCUGGUUGGCGGCGGUGGAUGCCUGGACGUUCGGCAGCUUCUGGAGGUACGGGGCGAGGUGGGAGAGCAGCUUCCUGUGUCGACUCAGCGGCUUCCUGUGUGUAUUUGCGUCGCAGACCGGCCUCUUCCUGCUCACCGCCGCAGCUCUGGAGCGGUGUCUGGCCGCCGCAGCACACCGCCGCAAGCCCGACGGAGGUAAUGGUCGCUCCUCCUCGCCGCUGUCCGUUAGUAUGGCCGUCUGUCUGUGCUUCCUGUUAGGCCUGGCCGUCACGCUGCCUCCACUGGUGGCCGGACACAGUAGUACCUCCCUCUGUAUGCCUUCCUCCUCCUCAUCAUCCUCCCUGGCCUUCUCCGUCUCCCUGGUGCUCCUCGACUCGUUGUGUUUCCUCGUCAUGACGCUCGCCUACACUCGCCUCUACUGCCGGGCCAACAAAGCUCCACCCGCCACUGAGGAGGAGGUGGCGUUGACUCGACAUGUAGCCUGGCUGCUCUUCUCCGACUGCCUCCUCUACCUCCCCGUUGCCUUCCUCUCCUUCUCCUCCUUGAUGCGCCUCUCCGCAACCGGGCCUGAGGCCGCGAAGGCGGUGCUGCUGCUCGUGGCUCCGCUGCCGGCUUGCGUCAACCCGCUGCUCUACAUCCUCUUCAACCCACUCGCUCGGCAGGAGCUGGCAGCGCUCGCCAAACGCACCUGUAGGGCUGUGGGGGUACCCAGACUCGGCAGAGGACGAAGAGGAGGAGGAGGAGGAGGGGGAUCAGUUGGAGGGAGGUCGAGGCCGAACGUGAUGGAUUCAACGUACGACGAGGACGCAGAGAAACAGUCAUGUGACUCGACGCAGGCUCUGGUGGCAGUCGGAGGAGCAAAGGAGGACGAGGAGGAGAGAGGAAGAGGAAGGAGAGGGAUGCAACAUUCAGUGGAGUUUGUUGUUCCACAUCAUUAGACUGACACACAAACACACACACGGGGUCUGAAGUUCUCACCUGCCAAAUAUCUCCACAAAACAUCUGCUGAAAAAUCAAAGAACCGUAGAGCUCGUUGGAUCCAGUCCGUUUAGAUCCAGUCUGCGGUCGUUUUGUUGGUUUUAUAGUAUUUUGGGGGAAUUUCUUUCGUUGGGGAAGAUCUGAGACUGGUCGGAACUUUUAUCGGCUCAAAUGAUCCUGUAGCGUGUGGGGUUUACAGACAUAACCUUAAGGUCGCCGACUGGAUCUGAUUUAUUUACGAUUCGAAAUCGCGACAGCCAAUGAGAGCGAGCUGAUCGGGAAGCGUCGCCAACGUGUUGUGUAUUUGCUCGCGCUAUAAAAUGUAUAAACCUGCUGACUCUCAGCCUCGAGUUCAUCCACAGUUUGAUUCUCUUAUUUUGUUUUUCUGUCCAAAAACACAGUACACACAAGGUCAACCAGCUGACGACGACAGUCUGCCUCCAUGUUUGUUUCUGUCUGAAACAAGUUUGCACAUAAGCAAGGGCCCGAUGGCCAGUUAAAGUGUACGGCGGGCAAGCAGAUUGGUCCAUUUGGGGAGUGUUUACACCUCUACUCAAGCUACUAAAUGCUGCUAACUAUCUGUAACGUUACUUAGUUAGCCGUGCAGUUAGCAGUCCUAUUAGCUGACUCAGCACCGGGGUGAAAAAGCCAGACACGGCAGGAAAAAUGUUACACUGGACACUAGUCUGAAGUCACGUUUAAUGAAGUGUUUAGUUUAAUAUAAACGCAGAGUGUGUGGUCCUGCGUCUGGACUGAAUCGCCUUCUAUGUGUGUUAUUAAGAUUAAAAUU
Micropterus dolomieu (smallmouth bass) is the source of this 3899-nucleotide messenger RNA. RefSeq names its product leucine-rich repeat-containing G-protein coupled receptor 5-like. Gene Ontology annotation, biological process: G protein-coupled receptor signaling pathway. Gene Ontology annotation, cellular component: membrane. Gene Ontology annotation, molecular function: protein binding; G protein-coupled receptor activity. The transcript is spliced from 21 exons. The record is from RefSeq and is a predicted model, not a curated record. The coding region runs from base 196 to 3069 and encodes 957 amino acids. NCBI's taxonomy places the organism in Eukaryota, Metazoa, Chordata, Actinopteri, Centrarchiformes, Centrarchidae.